Messenger RNA from Culex pipiens pallens (northern house mosquito), 1447 nucleotides. RefSeq names its product interleukin enhancer-binding factor 2 homolog. The record is from RefSeq and is a predicted model, not a curated record. Lineage: Eukaryota; Metazoa; Arthropoda; Insecta; Diptera; Culicidae. Bases 162 to 1361 code for a protein of 399 amino acids. The transcript is spliced from 2 exons.
AACCAUGUUGUUUAUGGCAAACGUCAAACUUUUUCUCCAUUUUUAAACGCCGCCUGCAAAAGUUACAAAAUUGCACAGAAAAUUGAAAAUUUAAGGUGAAAUUCUACAUAUUUUGACUGCAUUUUACUCUGGUCUCAAUCGAGUUUGCUGAUAAAACAAAAAUGGUUCGCACCGGCGGCAUGAUUCGUGGCGGAGGACGCGGCGGGAUGGGGGGCAUGCGUGGGAUGCGGGGCGGUCCGUACAUGCACAAGAAGAGCUUCCUGCCGCGGCACCCGUUCGAUCUGAUGCUGGCGGAGCCGGCGUUCCCGCGGGCCGCCAACGCGCCGGACGAUACGGUGCUGACGAACGCGCUGCUGAAGCGCAGCCAGGAUCUGACGCCGAGCGCGCAGGAGCAGACGGCCAUCUCGAACCUGGUGACGAAGGUGCAGGGCGUGCUGGACGGGUUGGUGGUGGCGCCCGGGGACUUUACCAAGUGCCAGCUGGACGAGGUGCGGCAGGUGGGGUCGUUCAAGAAGGGCACCAUGAUGGCCGGCCAUAACGUGGCCGAUGUGGUGAUCAUUCUGAAGUCGUUGCCCACGAAGGACUGCGCCGAGGCGUUGGGGAAGAAGGUCGAGGAGGAGAUCCAGAAGUCGAUGAAGACGGAGGUGGUUCCGAAGGCGGAGGCCAUUUCGCUGGAGUACACGGACAAGUGCUUUGAGAUUUCGAACUCGUUGGCGAAGGUGCGCUGCUUGAUUGCGACGGUGCCGCAGAACGUGCGCAAGUUGGACGCGGAGAAGCACUUGGAGUUUAAGGUGGUCCAGAGUCAUUUGGCGUCGAUUCGGCACGCGCGCUGGUUUGAGGAGAAUGCGCACCAUUCCACGAUUAAGGUGUUGAUCCGUAUUUUGAAAGAUCUGGCCCAUCGGUUUGAUGGGUUUGGCCCGUUGAACCCGUGGAUCUGCGAUUUGCUGGCUCAUUCGGCGAUUAUGAACAACCCUAGUCGGCAGGCGUUGCCCGUGAAUGCGGCGUUCCGUCGGAUAUUCCAGCUGUUGGCUUCGGGGCUGUUCGUUCCGGGGUCGGCUGGCAUUACGGAUCCGUGCGAGGUUGGCCACAUCCGGGUGCACACCUCGAUGAGCUUGGUCCAGCAGGACGAGUGCUGCAUGACGGCGCAGACGCUGGUCCGGGUGUUGGGCCACGGCGGUUACAAGCACAUCCUGGGAUUCGUUGAGAACACGACCGUCGCCAAGGAGAUGUCCGUUUGGGAUGGGGUCGUCGUUUCGCCGAUGGAACCCGCCUACGAGAAGCCGGUCGAGAAGAAGGACGGCGAGGAGGAGGAGGAAGACAUGGAGUGCGAAGGCGUCAUGGAGGAAGACAACGGCGAGUAGAUCGGCUGUCUUCGUGUUCAUCAACAUUUAAUCUUAUCUGUAGCAAUACUUUUAAUAAUAAUUCCUUCUCUGCGUGUGAACCAAAG